Molecule: messenger RNA, 1912 nt
Organism: Trachemys scripta elegans
Lineage: Eukaryota; Metazoa; Chordata; Testudines; Emydidae
Gene: SERINC5
Product: serine incorporator 5
Exons: 12
Coding region: 239-1627 (462 amino acids)
Cellular component (GO): membrane
Source: RefSeq, a predicted model, not a curated record
GCCGGGCUAAAGCCCUGUCCCGGCUGCCUGGAGCGAGCUAGGCAAUAGCGACGCUGGGGACGCUUGUGUCCGACCUAAGGCACGGGGGGACCGAGCGCUACCUUCUGGGCUGGCCGCUCCCGUAGGGGGCGGCUACCGCUGAGCCUCGCCCGGGCCGUGUGAGGCGGCGCCCCCUGCUCGCUGGCUGCGGACGCUGCUGGGAGCUGAGCCGAGCCGAGCCCAGCCGCCUGGAGCGGGGAUGUCCGCGCCGUGCUGCGCGGGCCAGUUGGCCUGUUGCUGUGGUACUGCUGCUUGCUCCCUGUGCUGCAAAUGCUGCCCCAAGAUAAAGCAAUCUACGAGCACCCGUUUCAUGUAUGCACUUUACUUCAUACUGGUAACGCUCAUCUGCUGUAUCAUGAUGUCAAGAACAGUAGCUACUGAAAUGAAAGAGCGCAUUCCUUUUUAUGAGCACAUCUGCAAAGGUAUUAAAGCAGGUGAAACGUGUGAGAAGCUAGUGGGAUACUCUGCGGUAUAUAGGGUCUCUUUUGGAAUGGCAUCUUUCUUCUUUAUCUUCUUCUUACUUACUAUCAAAAUUAACAACAGCAAAAGCUGCCGAGCAUACAUUCACAAUGGGUUCUGGUUCAUUAAGCUUCUAGUUUUGGCAGCCAUGUGCUCAGGCGCUUUCUUCAUUCCAGAUCAAGACACCUUCCUUAAUGCCUGGCGCUAUGUAGGUGCAGCAGGAGGAUUCCUUUUUAUAGUCAUUCAGCUUAUCUUGCUUGUGGAGUUUGCGCACAAAUGGAAUAAAAACUGGACGUCGGGCACAACACAUAAUAAACUGUGGUAUGGCUUACUAGCUCUGGGCACUCUCAUCUUGUACUCCGUUGCUGUGGGAGCCGUGAUUUUGAUGGCUGUCUUUUAUACACGCUCUGAGGGCUGCACAUACAACAAGAUCCUGCUUGGUGUAAAUGGUGGCCUGUGCAUUCUUAUUUCAUUGGUAGCCAUCUCACCCUGUGUCCAGAGUCGCCAACCACACUCUAGUUUGUUGCAGUCAGGAGUUAUCAGCUGCUAUGUCAUGUAUCUCACGUUCUCAUCUCUGUCAAGCAAACCAUCAGAAACUAUCUUGGAUGAGAACCAUAAGAACAUUACAAUCUGCGUACCUGACUUUGGCCAGGGCUUGCACGGAGAUGAGAACCUGGUUACUGGAUUGGGCACUGCUCUUCUGUUUUGUUGCAUUUUAUAUUCUUGUUUGACCUCAACAACUCGUUCAAGCUCUGAAGCACUGAGAGGAAUAUAUGCAACGCCUGAAACUGAAGUAGCUCGUUGCUGCUUUUGCUGUGCACCUGAUGGAGAUGCUGACACCGAAGAGCAUGUUGAAGAAAGGGGCGGUCAGACUGUAAUUUAUGAUGAAAAGAGAGGCACGGUAUACAGCUAUGCUUACUUCCACUUCGUUUUCUUCUUGGCUUCUCUCUAUGUGAUGAUGACAGUAACUCACUGGUUCCAUUAUGAAGGUGCUGAGAUUGAAAAAUUCUUCAGUGGAACCUGGUCCAUCUUCUGGAUUAAGAUGGCGUCAUGUUGGGUGUGUGUCCUACUCUACCUAUGGACUCUUGUAGCACCUCUCUGCUGUCCAACCCGACAAUUCUCAGUGUGAGACUUCACAAGUGCUAUUCUGUUACAAAUACAUCAGUCACUUCGAUGGAGAAAUAAGUCUAUCAUCAGGUGUCUAACAUGCUGAUUAGUUACCUCUUGUCCGAUAAAACUAUAGAUCUGAAGACUUCCUCUUUUUUUUAACCAUUUUUUUUAACUGUCUGAACAAAAAUGGAGCUCCAUGGAACAAAUCUAUUCAAAGACAGUGUUGCAACACUGAUGCAGAAGGGUGGGGAAAAUAUGGGUAAUGUUACAUAAACUGGAAUAAAUAAAACAGUUGUAGAAUAAC